AUGGACGGGGAGCAGUACGAGUUUCCGUUCCUACAGGAAGUUUAUACCCCACGCGAUGCUGCUAAAGUCGACUUUGUGUUUGUUCAUGGUCUGAAUCCUCGCGGUCGAAAUGACCAUCCUUUCGAGACAUGGACGCAUGCGAACGGCAAGUUCUGGCCGACGGAUUUCUUGGCCGAGGACAUGCCGUUCGCUCGCGUGUUUGUUUAUGGGUAUAAUUCAAAUAUCACCAACGCUCAGACUAUGUCGACGGCCAGUAUCAAAGACCAUGCGAACACACUUUUGAAUCUUUUGGAUAUGGAGCGGGAACCGUCGAUGCACGCAUUGCCACCGAAAAUUAUUUUUAUCGGACACAGUCUCGGUGGGUUGGUAAUAAAGCAGGCACUUCUCAAUGCAAAGGAAGACCCCAAGUACAACUCUAUCCGCACGGCUACAUCUGGACUCGUCUUCUUUGGAACCCCACACCGAGGUGCAAAAGCUGUUGAGCUGGGAAAGAUCGCGGCAAGGGUUGCGCGUUUCAUUUCAAAAGGUCAAGCUAGCAAUGACUUACUUGACUGUUUGGAACAUAACUCCCUCUUCACGCGACAAAUGUCCGACCGAUUUCGACACCAACUGGAGGACUAUCGCGUUGUCAGUUUCAUCGAAGGGAAGGAAGUCCAAAUCGCAGGUGUGGGCCCGGCAUCUCUAAGCCAUUUGGUUGUGGAUGAAGAGUCCGCCGUUCUUGGUCUUUCUGGAUUGCGCGAAACCCAACUAAAACUCGACGCGGACCAUUCGCAGAUGUGUAAAGUGGCAGCCCGGGGCCCGAUGUACAAGCUCAUCAAGGGAAACAUCAAGCAAUUGGUCGACCAGGCCAUGCUGGCGGAUCAAGGGUUCAUUCCUCAACCUCAAGCAACACCCCAUCCCACAGCAGGUCGGUCUCCGCCUCCAGUACCACCUCGCAUGCAUUCCAACAGCAGCACGCCAUAUGCUCCCCCUGGACGGCCUAGUGAGCCUGCUCAGAGAAUAGCGGGGACAAUCUUUGUCGCAACGGAUAGGGAUCCCCGGUCGAUCAGAUCUGCCGAGUUGAAAAAUGCUGCGAAAUGGGAAGAAGCUCGGAAGAUCGACUAUGAGAUCUUCCAAGAACAUCUCAGAACGCUCGGUGCAGACCAUGUCAGCACCUUGACCGUCGGCUAUCAGUUAGCGGAAGUGGAGUUCGAAGGCAUCUUCUUCCCCAAAGCAAUGGAAUGGGGCCAGUGGGUAUCUGAGAAUGCGCAGAGGGUACUUGGAACACGACAUGCAUUGUCCAUGAAGACAGAGAGUCUGAUGGCCGAAAUCAUCUGCGCCAAGGGCAGAUAUCAAGAGGCUGAGUCGAUGUGCGCAAAUGUGCUAGCCCGGCAGCAGAUGACAAUUGGCGAAGAUCACUUCGACACCAUACAAACCCGUCGCCGAUUGGGCUUGGCAUAUAAUGGAUUGAAGCGACGAGAAAACGCUCUCAUGACAGCAGAAAAAAUCGCCGAAACCUACAAACGUCUGCUAGGCGAGAAUCACAUCAAAGUAUUCGCUGCAAUCCUGGACACGCUCGAAUGGGUUCUCUUCAAUCACUCAGAAACCACCUACGUCACGAUCCAUCUGCAACCCGACGUCCGACAAGCAGUAGAUAUGCUCCCAAACGUCCACGAGGAGCUCAAGGCCGCCCUCGGACAGUCUCACCCGCUCACCGUCCGAGCCCUGUCUCUAGUGGGCCGGGGAUUGACGCGCGCACAACAAACCGUCGAAGCAUCUGAGACCCUCCGACGAGCCCUCGCGCUCUCCGAGGAAGCCUUUGGCCCUGACCACCCACUGACAAUGGAGAUCGUCAGUAACAUUGGAUUAAUGUACAUGUUCCAGGGUCCGCAGUAUAUGAUUGGCGCGAACACGAAGACCGAGGGACUUCCCUGGUUGACUCGCUACCUAAAUUGGCUGGAGCGGCGCAGCGGCAUAGAUAACCCAGAAACUCAAACCGUCUUAGAGAUGCUUGGCAAUCUCCACAUGCAGGCAGGGGAGUACGCGCCCGCUCAGAAAUACUAUGAGCGGUGUUUGGCUGCUUAUGGGGGGACAAAUCCGACUGUGACGCAGCGCAUCAGUACCAAUUUGCAGCUAUGCCGGGCAAAUACCAUGUUUACCAAUCGUGGUUCGGGCGGUAUCGGGGGAUUCUUGUCCUCUCUGCAGCGAUACUAG
Penicillium longicatenatum is the source of this 2193-nucleotide messenger RNA. RefSeq names its product LipA and NB-ARC domain protein. Gene Ontology annotation, molecular function: protein binding; hydrolase activity, acting on ester bonds. Lineage: Eukaryota; Fungi; Ascomycota; Eurotiomycetes; Eurotiales; Aspergillaceae. The transcript has 6 exons. The coding region runs from base 1 to 2193 and encodes 730 amino acids. The record is from RefSeq and is a predicted model, not a curated record.